GUGAUCAAGCGUUAUAGAGUCGCGAAGCACUAGAUCUCCGGGACCAUACCAAUUCAACCCCAAACUCCACACAUACACUCUUCUCUCUCUCUCUCUCUCUCUCUCUCUGCAUUUCUCGCUUCUCCCUUCCACUUUCACAACAACACAAUACACUCUGUCAGAGACUACACUUGGAAGAAGAAGAAGAUGAUUCGGAUCAUCCAUGUGUAGUACGGUUUGUAUAAUGUUGGUGUAGAUCGAGGUUGAACAUGGCGAAUUUUCUAGCUCAGUUCCAGACAAUCAAGAAUUCCUGUGAUCACCUCGUCAUUGCUGUUGAAGAUGUGAGUGAUUUAUGGCCCACUGUGAAGACUGGUUUUGAGGAGCGUUUUCCAUUGAAAAGAGCCUGCUUGAACAAUAAGACCCGGAAUCCUGUGUUUGUGGAGAAUUUGCCUGCCGAAUUCAUUUUAACAACAGAUGCGAGACUUCGCAGCCGGUUUCCGCAGGAGCAAUACUUAUUUUGGUUUCGAGAACCAUAUGCAACUGUUGUCCUUGUCACUUGUGAGGGCCUUGAUGAGUUCAAAACCAUCUUGAAACCACGCCUGAAAUUAAUCGUCCAAAAUGAUGAACGGGAAUGGUUUAUUGUUUAUGUCUCUAAGGCUCAUCCAAGUAAUGAUCAGGCUACCAAAAUGGCAAAAAAAGUAUAUGCUAGACUUGAAGUUGAUUUUAGCUCAAAGAAAAGAGAAAGGUGCUGCAAAUAUGAUUUACAUUCCCCUGAAGCAAAUUUUUGGGAAGACUUAGAAUCUAAGAUUGUGGAAUCUAUUAGAAAUACCUUGGACAAGCGUGUACAGUUUUACGAGGAUGAGAUACGCAAACUCAGUGAACAACGACUCAUGCCAGUGUGGAACUUCUGCAAUUUUUUUAUUCUGAAGGAAAGCUUGGCUUUUAUAUUUGAGAUUGCUCAUCUUCAUGAAGACGCUCUACGUGAAUAUGAUGAACUUGAAAUUUGCUAUUUAGAAACAGUUAGUAUACCUGGAAAACAAAGGGACUUUGGAGGAGUAGACCAUGGUGAUGAUCAGGCAUCACUGCUUAAUCCUGGGAGAAAGCCACUAACACAGAUUGUCCAGGAUGACUCAUUUAGGGAAUUUGAAUUUAGACAAUAUCUUUUUGCUUGUCAAUCAAAGCUUUUGUUCAAGCUGGGUCGCCCCUUUGAGGUUGCGGCAAGGGGUUUCGCAUUCAUUAUUAGUUUCUCAAAGGCCCUGACCCAGCAUGAGAAUAUUCUACCUUUUUGUAUGCGUGAAGUAUGGGUAAUAUCUGCUUGCAUGGAUUUGAUCAGCUCAACUGCCUCACAUUAUAACGAAGGAGUAGUGGCAGCUGAUAUAGAAAAGGAGUUCUACAGACUUCAGGGUGACCUUUAUUCACUAUGCAGGGUUAAGUUCAUGAGACUUGCAUAUUUGAUUGGAUUCGGAACAAAUAUAGAAAGAAGCCCUGUCAACAGUGCAUCACUUAGUAUGCUACCUUGGCCCAAACCAGCAGUAUGGCCUUUACUUCCACCUGAUGCAUCAUCCAAAGUGUUGGUAAAAGAAAAGAUGAUUCUUCAAGAAACUCCACUAGUCAAGCACUUUGGUAUUCAGAGGAAACCAUUGCCUCUUGAACCUUCUUUUCUUCUACGUGAGGCUAAUCGACGAAGAGCUUCUCUGUCUGUUGGAAAUAUGUUUGAAAUAUCAGGUUCAGAUUCAAUUUCAAAGAUGUCCCCAACAAAUAAAUUACAUACAAGCUCCAUGACACGUACUAAUUCUUCUCCGGGAAUGGACAGCUCAAUUGAUAGACCUAUGAGACUUGCAGAAAUUUAUGUUGCUGCUGAACAUGCUUUGCACAAUACUAUUUCCAAUACUGAGUUGUGGAAGUCCUUCUCAUCUGUUGAAGAUUUUGAGCAAAAAUACUUGGACCUAACAAAGGGUGCUGCAGACAAUUACCACCGAUCUUGGUGGAAAAGACAUGGAGUUGUUCUUGAUGGUGAAAUAGCAGCUGUUUGUUUUAAGCAUGGGAACUUUGAUCUAGCUGCAAAAUCAUAUGAGAAGGUUUGUGCCCUUUAUGCUGGUGAAGGAUGGCAGGAUCUAUUAGCAGAGGUCCUGCCCAAUUUAGCAGAGUGUCAAAAGAUACUGGAUGACGAAGCUGGUUACCUAUCAUCUUGUGUGAGAUUACUUUCACUAGAUAAAAGCUUGUUUUUAACCAAAGAACGCCAAGCAUUUCAGUCAGAGGUUGUUCGUCUUGCUCAUAGUGAAAUGAAACAACCUGUGCCUCUAGAUGUAUCUUCAUUGAUUACAUUCUCUGGGAAUCCUGGGCCUCCAAUUGAAUUAUGCGAUGGGGAUCCUGGCAUUCUCUCUGUAACCGUUUGGAGUGGCUUUCCUGAAGAUAUAACUCUUGACUCACUUAGUUUGACACUGAUGGCUACUUUUAAUGCUGAUGAGGGUGUUAAGGCACUCAAAAGCUCAAGUGCCAUUGUACUAAAACCUGGUCGGAACACAAUUACCUUAGAUUUACCGCCCCAAAAGCCAGGUUCCUAUGUCUUGGGUGUUCUUACUGGGCAGAUUGGGCACUUAAGAUUCAGAUCUCACAGCUUUUCAAAGGGAGGCCCUGCAGACACUGAUGAUUUUUUGAGUUAUGAAAAGCCUACAAGACCAAUCUUGAAGGUUUUCAAACCAAGACCGUUGGUUGAUCUUGCUGCAGCUGUUUCAUCUGCUUUGCUUAUAAAUGAGUCACAGUGGGUUGGGAUUAUAGUGAGGCCCAUUAACUACUCCCUGAAAGAUGCUGUAUUGCAUAUCGAUACUGGUCCUGGCCUUAGAAUUGAAGAGUCGCAUGUAAUUGAGAUGGAAAGCUAUGCAGAUUCAUCUAAGGGUUCCACCGAAAAGAAAAGUGACAGUGCUUUGGAAAAUGGUUCUACUGUCAGUAGAAAAUAUGAGCAGUUGACACUCCAUGAUGGUAGAAUAGAGUUUCCGGAUUGGGCAAGCAAUAUAGCGUCAAUUUUGUGGAUUCCUGUCCGCGCUAUCAGUGACAAGCUGGCAAGAGGAUCCUCUUCAGCUAUUCCCCAGAGAACGAGCAUUGUAGAUGGCAUGAGGACUAUUGCCCUAAAACUUGAAUUCGGAAUAUCUCAUAACCAAACAUUUGACAGGACUCUCGCUGUGCAUUUCACUGAUCCUUUCCAUGUGAGCAUGCGAGUUGCUGAUAAAUGCAAUGACGGUACUUUGCUUCUGCAGAUUUUUUUACAUUCUGAAGUAAAAGCCACACUGACAGUCUACGAUGCUUGGCUUGAUCUGCAAGAUGGAUUUGUCCAUGCUGGACAACGUGAUGGGAGACCGGCCUCUGGCUUCUUUCCACUUGUCCUUUCUCCGAAUGCCAGAGCUGGAAUCUUGUUUAUUAUAUGCUUAGGGAAGAUAGUACCUGAGGAUGAAGUUAAGGAUCUACAAUCAGAGAGUAUACUGAACAUAAAAUAUGGAAUUUCUGGUGAUAGAAAUUUGGGAGCACAUGCUCCUUCUGGUACAAUGACUUCUGCACCAGAGGAUGCUAAACAGGAAUUAGUUUUCCGGAGUGCUCUUGUUUUGCAGAGGCCUGUCCUUGACCCGUGUUUAGCUGUUGGAUUUCUUCCUCUCCCUGGCCUUAGAGUUGGGCAGCUUGUUACCAUGAAAUGGAGAGUUGAAAGGUUAAAAGAUUUGCAGAAUGAAGUUUUGCAGCAGCGUGAUGAAGUUUUAUACGAAGUCAAUGCAAAUAAAGAAAAUUGGAUGAUUGCUGGAAGGAAAAGAGGGCAUGUAUCUUUAUCUGAAAAACAAGGUUCAAGGCUAGAAAUCUCUAUAUUAUGUGUGCCCUUGGUGGCGGGUUAUGUACGACCCCCUCAACUUGGGUUACCGGAUGUUGAUGAGGCAAAUAUAAGCUGUAAUCCACCCAGUCCCCAUCUCGUCUGUGUAUUACCUCCAGCUCUCAGCUCCUCCUUCUGCAUACCAGCUUGAUUGCUCAUACAGCUCAGUAUUUCUCCAUUGUUGUCAGGCUAUUUUAUUUUUCCACUCCCUGAUCGAGCAAUUUUUUUUUUUUUUUUUUUGUUUUGUUAAAGUAAAAGAUUAAUGGCAGAGGUAUAGAUUUUUGUUCCCCAUUUCAACAGCCAAAAAUGUGUAAAUCCAAAAUCCGUGUUUUUCUUUCUUCAUUUAUUUUCUUCACAAUCCCAAAUCUUACAAAAUUUUAGCUGAAUUUUGUUUUGCUUAGGUAGGUUUCAGAGUGUUAGUACUGAACGUUACUGUAUAGCAACACUUUUCGUUUUCCUUUGUACAACAACAUUAUUAAAAACUCGGCCAUAAUCAUCAAUUUUUUGGCUUAUUGUAAAACAAGACAUCGGUUCUGGAACAAUAUUUGAUUUGGUCAAGUUACUUUUUUUA
Molecule: messenger RNA, 4400 nt
Organism: Cannabis sativa
Lineage: Eukaryota; Viridiplantae; Streptophyta; Magnoliopsida; Rosales; Cannabaceae
Product: trafficking protein particle complex II-specific subunit 130 homolog
Exons: 21
Coding region: 249-3980 (1243 amino acids)
Biological process (GO): intra-Golgi vesicle-mediated transport; early endosome to Golgi transport
Cellular component (GO): TRAPPII protein complex
Source: RefSeq, a predicted model, not a curated record